Molecule: messenger RNA, 699 nt
Organism: Lentinula edodes (shiitake mushroom)
Lineage: Eukaryota; Fungi; Basidiomycota; Agaricomycetes; Agaricales; Omphalotaceae
Product: DNA-directed RNA polymerase I kDa polypeptide
Exons: 6
Coding region: 269-640 (123 amino acids)
Biological process (GO): termination of RNA polymerase I transcription; DNA-templated transcription
Cellular component (GO): RNA polymerase I complex
Molecular function (GO): zinc ion binding; DNA-directed RNA polymerase activity; nucleic acid binding
Source: RefSeq, a predicted model, not a curated record
UGUCAAAUCUUGUGAAAUCCUAUAGAUCCUAUAGAUAACUUCUCGAUUUGGGGUUGCAAUUGUUCUUCUUGUGGAAAAUUGAAUGGAGCGCGCCUUUCGGGAGACGUUCUAGCGCCUGUACACAUUCCUUCGGGUACCACCGGGGCCUGGUACUUGUGCCCAAUUCGUCUUCCGGUUGUUAUUGUUCUUUUUUCACGUUCUACCACGUGAUCUCGAUCUUGUUUUUCUUCCUAAUUUGGUGAAGAUAAAUUUGCUUUGACCCAACCAGAUGGCGACGAAGAUAGGAUCGCUACUAUUUUGUCCAACCUGUGGUACAUUACUCGAUCUUCCGAAAGAUAGCGAACCGAACGUCUUGUGCGAACAAUGUGGUCAUCAAGAACCUGCUACCUCAUACGAAAAUAUUAAGAUCACCACAAGAUCACAUCCUGAUGCCUUUCCAUCUGCUCUAAGGCAGAAAAGAAAAACUCAAACGAAAACUCACGACUCCGACAACUUGGGCGAUCUGGUCUCCGAAAAAUGUCCAGCAUGUAAUCAUCCUGAAGCUUACUCUAAAGCUCUUCAACUCCGAAGUGCAGAUGAAGGCUCAACGGUGUUUUAUACCUGUGCAUCUUGCAAGCAUGGUUGGCGUGUCAACAACUAAGCCUUACCGCUGCUCCCCUUCGCCUUGGCUGUUCCGUAAAUGUGGCAUACUAUGUAAGA